AAAAAUGCAGUUGAAGGGUUCAAUGAUUCUGUUAAAAAAAAUCUUGAUGAUGUGGUUACAAAAAUAAAUAAUAAACUUGAUAAUAUUAAUAUUGAAGAAGGAGAAGUUAAUUAUGAAGAAAUUAAAAAAAAGACAAAAGAAGCAUAUACAGAAGUAUUAGCUGAGGUUCAGGAUUUUUUACCAAGCAUCGUUCCAGAUGUAAAAUCAUUGUUAACAGACAAACCACCCCCAACAGAAUUUACUUAA
Messenger RNA from Racocetra persica, 246 nucleotides. Lineage: Eukaryota; Fungi; Glomeromycota; Glomeromycetes; Diversisporales; Gigasporaceae. The record is from the annotation of a GenBank genome assembly.